This is a messenger RNA of Acanthaster planci (crown-of-thorns starfish), 4814 nucleotides long. RefSeq lists its product as uncharacterized. Lineage: Eukaryota; Metazoa; Echinodermata; Asteroidea; Valvatida; Acanthasteridae. The record is from RefSeq and is a predicted model, not a curated record.
GCUCACAUUUGGAAACUGGGACAAACGUGUUCUAAUGCUGGCUUGCAUGUUCGCAUCAAAAAUUGAUGAUUUUAAAGAUUCCUGGCUUAAAAUGUCAUCAAAGCUUGCACUUGCAGGACCUAUGAAAAGCUAUGGCAAAAAAGACAAACAGUAUGAAUCGCAGUAUUAGAUGAGUCAAGCUGACGAUGUUAACCUCAAGACAGAAUGCCACAGAAUCCACAAAGAGCCACAGAGUCUAGACCUAGAUGCAUUUUGAUGCUAGUUAAUUUCAUCAUUUCAUGAUGAGCUUACUGCACUUCAGAAAGGGUGACCAUUCAACACUGGCACUCUGAACAACAUUUUUAGUGGUGAAACCUUUUACUUGGUUUCGAAUUUUAAAAUCUCCACAAAAUCAAAUUCUAUUGAGCAUGAUCGAAGCAAAAUUUUGAACUGUUUCAGACGAACUGGACUUCCGCGCUUUGGCACGCACAACAGCGGUGCCAUUGCAAAGUUCUUCUGUGGACAUCAUGACCUCCAAAAGGAUUUCAACAGCAUUGUCUCACAAAUCAGCACCAUGGCCGAUGUUCUUUCCGAUUAUGAGCAGGCCAAUGGAAAAGUCAGGGAGUAUGAGCGGAUCUUGUGGAAUAUCACCCACCAAGGAGUCAAGCUUGGGGAAAUCAUGGGUGAAGAAAUAACUGGCCGAAAAAGUGUCCGACAGCUCCUUGGCAACCUCGGGAUGUUGGCACAGCAGAGAGCCUUCUGCUGUGGGGGCUGGAUAGAGUUGAGUUCAGCUGAUGCUCACUGCAGACUGAAGAUGAAAGAGGAUGCCACCAACCAACUUGGAUGGAAGAUCACCGAGCUCCCUGUUGAUGGCCUCCUGGAGUUCUGUGUGCCAUCUCCCUAUGGAGAUCUCAGGAAGCAGGAGACGGUGUACAAUCCAAGUGUCCGCCUGGCUUCUGAGUGUGAAGCUAGUAAGUUCUACUUUGCUAGGAAGCUGCAUCAUCAGAAGCCUAAGCCUGGUGACAAAAGGAAGAAAGUUCCGUCUCCUCCCGGUCUUGUUGACUAUGGCCCCAAGUUUCUGGACGUCGUCAGGAAGAAGGUGAGUGAUACCAUGGCAAAUGGGGCCAGUGUUAUCCUUGAGUGCUAUAAGCUGAACGUGUAUAUAGCAAGGGUGGCUUCUUCAAUGCACAAGUUGAUACCCCAGUCGAUGCGGCUCGGAUGAUUGGAACUGUAGUUAUUUGCCUACCUUGCAAGCACACUGAAAGAACAUUGACUGUUGAACAUAAAGGGGUGAAGGAAAAGUUUCUGUUUGCCAACCUGUCCAAUGAUCAGUCAAAGAUUCAGUGGGCAGCCUUCUACUCCGACUGUGUCCAUGAAAUUGUGCCAGUCGAAGAGGGCAGUCGCAUUACGAUCACCUACAAUGUGCUCAAGCAAGAGGAAGAUUCUUACAUCUGUGAAUACGGACUUUGCCAAAGGCAGAGUUUCUCUACAGGCCCCAUGGUUGCAGCUGACAACAAGUCAACUCUGGACAACAUUGUCUCUGAUGUGAGUAACAUCAGCGCUAAGGUUAAGCGAGCCUCCUACGAGCAUUUGGGCAUAUUCCUUCAGCACAGAUACACCAUGGCAGCUCUUGCAGCCGGUAACCUCAAGGGUUGCGAUCAGGUCCUUUAUGAGGGUCUCCAAGCCAGGGGAUUGCCCUGCCACCCCCUGACAGUUCUUGUCCACCAAAUCGAGAACCCUGAUGAGGAGGACUGCUUUGAGGAAACACGAGAUGUGUUCUUGCUCAGCCAAGAGGUCAUGGACUACGUGAAAAAGAAUGGUCCACGGCCCAGUCUCCCCUUCCCCGGCCAAGCACUGUUCAUCAGAGAGUGGACAGAGGAAACCUUCCUCAUCAGUGAGGAAACCACUGAAGCCGAGUACUGUGGCAACUGCACAGAGGGAGGUGAGACGGAAAGUCUGUAUCUGCAGUCUGCACUGGUCAUUGGCACUCCUGAACAGGGAAAGGCCAAAGGUGGUCCCUCAAAGAAAAAUUAAGGUCUUUAAACGAAGGUUCUUCAUAGUCAGAUUUCAUCAAGAAAUGGUGAUUGUUUGUCCUGCUGUAUUGUGUCAAUUUUUUUGGUUAUUUUCCUAUAUCGGUACAAUAAUAAACGUGAUUCACUUUGUGACAGGGCAUCUGUUUUUUUAAUAACUGUAGAAAACACAUAUCUUAGCAUCUAAAAUUUAUACAGUUCUCAGCAACCUGUGCAUGUAUUUUAUUUAAAGAAGUGGUCAAAGUUUUAAGACAGCUUGAUGUGACGUUCAAACAGGAAAGUGCAUGCAUAUAAGAAUUUACAAUUAAAACUUGCUUGCCCUAUGGAACUGGUAUUUAAAUGACUUGGUUGCCUCAUUAAAGAAAGGUUUAUGUGAGGAGCAUGUUCCAGUUUUAUACAGAUAUAUGUAUGAUGCAUGUUUUAUGUAUGUAGGCUAGUGACAAAAGUCAGGGAUCCUUUCAAUAUCUUGAUUACACAUUAUUUAUAAUUUUGGUUAAACUUCAAUUGCUAUUUUUGCUUGUAAGAACCAAUCUCAGUUUUGUCCCAUUAAUUACUUGUUCUAGGAUAUUAAUGAGGUUUAUUCUGUCAAUGCUUUCAACAAGAUUCAGGACACAAUUCAAAUGUCAAAAUGUUGAGAACUGUGCUAAUCACACAAAAAUUCAAAAAGAUCCUCAAUUAAUCAAUUCAUAACGCAAGAGAAAAAAUUGUCUCUAUAAGCACAUACAUGUAAUUCACCAAGGUGAUACGCUUAAACCAACUACUUCAUCUUUUCUGAAGGAUCUAAGUGAUAGAACAAAUGAUCAAAAUACUCUCUUAAUUAAAGUGGUUUUAUCAUUUAAAAAAAGGACCUCGGGCCACUAUUGCAGAACGAAUGUAGAGUUUGUUUCCCAAAGCCAAAAAUUCCUGUGUUUGUAACUUCAAGAACCGUAUGUUAGAAAUAAAGUUCCCAGUUUCUUAUGCAUUCCUUUUUCCCUUAGAUAGCUUGCCAGUCACAAUUUUCCAGUUGCAAAGAAGUAUUCAUGUUGAGUAGUUUCAGUACUUUAGAUUUUAGUGCAUUGCUUUUAUGUGUAUGAGCAUCUAUAUGAAAGCCGAAGUGUCAUAGAAUUACCUGUUAACUUAAACAAUUGUAUUGCUCCAAAACUAAGAUAAAGCUUGACUUCUUAAACAUAUAACAGUUUUACUUCAUCAAAUGUGCCAUGGUAUUAUAAACUUGAGAACUUUUGGUCAAAAUAAGUGCAUUACUACUACCAUCAUCUGUAAGAAUUUGGUACACAACUAAUUUUGAGAGGUGAAAGAUUUUACUGACUUAGUACCUACAUGUAUAUCAAGAGUUAUUCUUUUAAUGCUUCCUGCGAUCCAAGUUUUGCUUAUUAGCACCUGUUUCAGUUUAAAUCCCACAGAUUAUUACAUGCCACAUAAUUGGUUUAUGUAGUCAGAGUUCCUUGCUUAUUAAGCAUUUGAGUCUUACCUGGUACUUGUGCCGUAUGUUGAAUUAAAAAAUAUUUUCAGAAAGUACACAUAGUUUGUAUGUAAACUCGUUAUUAAGCAUGUUAACCUUUCUCACCUUUUCAGACUUUUAUUUUCUGUAGUUUAGAAACAAAGUUCAACUCAUAAUCCUGUGUAUGCCAUAGUAAAUUUUGGUAAUCGUUGGUGUGAAGAGAAAUGCAUGUGUGUAAUACACAUAUAGCUUUGGGGAUUUGAGUCGAAGUAACUCAAAUUCUAAAUAAAGUCAUAAAUAGUGUUAGCAAAGGUGAAAAAGAAAAUGUUUUGAUUUCACGUGAGUUAAUACCGACAUGUAAUCAGUAUUCAUGCAUGAGUGAAGGGUUUAAUGCAUGGUCAAUCUUGAGCUAAAUAUCAUGAAGAAAAACCAGUCAAGCACGUUUUUCAGGGAUAGAAUAUACUAAAUGACAGUAACAUCUCUAAGUUAAGGACCACUUUUUUCUUAACGUAAUGUUUUUUCCAAGCGAUGAGUGGGGUCCAGUUCCAUUAGUUAUUGUUUGUCUACAUGGUAAAGUUGAUUACUGUGCGUUUGUAUUGGGGCAUUUUCAGCAGAAAAAUAUCUCGUAUAAAAGAAAGUAUACACAAAAUAAAAAAUGGUCCUUAACUUUUUUUGAGUAGUGUACAUUGCCAGAGCAGAUUACACUGCUGGCCAUUUAACUGGCAGGUGGAAAUUUUGAAAAGGAAGGCACAGAAAAUGUAUAACAUUUUUUCAGAUCAACUGAUGUCCACUUUUUUCUCAAUACCUCUUUGGUACAACAAAUCAAAUAAAAAAAUUCUCCACAGACAGGUGUUUGAAAAAUGUUUUAAAAUGUAAUUUGUGACUUUCUUACUUCAGCAAGCAGUCAACAUAGACACAUAUGCAUAUACAUGUAUACAUUAUAAGAGUUCUGGAUAAAAGCUUUUACUUUAAAUGAAAAGUUAAUGCCUCAAUCGUCUCAGUGCUUGCGGUUUCAUAUAAGUAAUAUGUCUUGAUUCCUGUUAGAAUUUGAACUUGAAACUACACAGGAGGUAAAAAGAAAAGGAAAUGCAGUGCAUCCGAUAAAACAUUUUCUUUUAUCUAAAUAAAAAUUGAAGCCUCAAUCGUCUCAUUUCUUGUUUUCAUAUUAAUAUCAAUAAAAUGACUUGAUUCCCAUGAGAAUUUGAACUCGAAGGGAAAGAAAAUGAAAUACCCCAAAAUUGCAACGCAACGAUUGAAUUUUGAACAGAGGUCAUUGCCAUAUACACAGUUGUAAGAUUUUUUUAAAUCAAGGUAAACCUGUCAAUUACUGACCGCAAAGGAGCUGACAGUGUUAUUUUUGGCUUCUG